This is a messenger RNA of Ochlerotatus camptorhynchus, 816 nucleotides long. RefSeq lists its product as uncharacterized. Gene Ontology annotation, molecular function: chitin binding. Gene Ontology annotation, cellular component: extracellular region. Bases 1 to 801 code for a protein of 266 amino acids. The record is from RefSeq and is a predicted model, not a curated record. NCBI's taxonomy places the organism in Eukaryota, Metazoa, Arthropoda, Insecta, Diptera, Culicidae. The transcript is spliced from 2 exons.
AUGGCCUUCCAAGUGUUACUUUUCGCUGCGUUGCUCUCGCUCUCGGUAGCUCAACUGGAAGUGCCAGGAAAGCUAAUACGUAGUUCAUCAUAUCAAUCAAUAAGUCCAUUGGCAUUUACCUUGAUGUGCGACGGUGUCAGCGUGUAUUCAUCGUGCAGUGAUUGCAACAACGUAUUGGUGUGCUUGGGGUCAGCUAGUGCUGAGAAAAACUGCAAGGUAGCUUCGCCGAGCACUCCCUUCUGCGUGGACGGUGCCUGCUCUGCGACGCCAAAUACUGCAGACGGAUGCUUUCCACCUUCGUUGACCUGCACCGGUGUUGGCUUUUACCCAGAUCCCAGCAAUUGUCAAAUCUACCACUACUGCGAAGGAAUCGAUCAGGAUUCGUCUGUGUACGAGUGCGCCCCGAAUUACGUUUACAAUGCUGCAACCAACCUGUGCAAGCAGAAGGUUUACGCCGCGGAUUGCGUAACGGUCCAGUGUGAUCAGCGUAAAGUUUUCUCCAACUAUGGCACCAGCAAGCAGUACUUUGCAUACUGUGAGUUCACAGCGGAUGUUGUGACGAGCAUCAGCAUGCUGCAGUGUGCGCCCUAUUCGAACUUCGACGGUACGUCUUGCGUUUUCACAUGCCCAAAGGCGGGUAAUUUCCAGCACUCGGAUGCCACCAAGUACUAUCAGUGCUACUUAUCGGGAGGAAAGUUUGUCUAUCUGGUGCAGAGUUGUACCACCGGUAAGAACUUCGAUCAGGAACGUCAGGUAUGCAUUACGGCACCAGCGACGACGACUACUACAGCGGCUCCAUAGAAAUGAUGGCAUUUA